UAGUUGGCAGUUCAUAUUAUAUUGCUCCAGAAUUCCUUGCUGGGGCCUAUAAUGAAGCACCAGAUGUAUGGAGCGCCGCCGUGAUUCUUUACAUUCUUCUGUGGGCAACCUCCUUUCUAUGGGGAUACCAAGGCACAGAUUUUUGAUGAAGUAAGGGCAGCAGACAUAUGUCUUCUAGGGGAACCUUGGGACCAUGUAUCUGCUUCUGCUAAGGAUUUGAUCAGAAGAAUGCUUUGCAGAGAUCCGAAGCAUAGACUUAAUGCAGCAAAGGUCUUAGACCAUUGCUGGUUUAAAAAUGAAGAGAAGCUCUUGGGAGAUGAAGGCCAGUUUGGCUUACUCAAACACUCUUUGCCGGAGCAAUCGAUUCCCAUAAACUGUGAUUUCGUCGUGAACUCCAGCAACGUGGUUUGUAGUGAUGUUCGGCGGGACUUCUCCCCUUCGUUUACUUGCAAAACGUCAUUUUCUUCCUUUUUGGUUGAUGCAACGGGUUGUUCGCCAUCCACUGGCCUUUCGUUUAGGAGGUCUGUGUCUAGUGAUGAAGAGUGCUAUACCCCAAUAGCUUCAGUGUCGAGCUUUGCAUUCUUCGCUCCCUGCACUCCAGACGAAAGGAGAACUCAACUGCCAAUGAAGGAGGGAAAAACAAAUGAAAACCCAACAGGAACAGGGCCAACACCAUUCAAGACCAAGCGAUUGACGAUUCAUUCAUGAUUCAAGAAGAAGAAGAAGAACCCUACUGGCUACCAGCUUGACCCUUGUUGCUUGCGCCGCUGCGAGCCUGCAAGUGCUGCGUUGCCCUUCGCUCGCCGGUUCGCCUCGCCCCUUUGGCCUUCGCCCUUCACCCUUCGGCAGUUUCAGUCUUUCAUAUGGAGUUUUCGGGUGAAUUUGGGCGGGCUGCGAGCAAAAUCAUCCUACUAACCGAAUUUGGGCGGGCUGCAAGCAAAAUCCAUCCUCCAAGUUGGAUUUGGAUUGGAUUGAAAUAAAAUUUGAAGAACAAAUUUAGGUUUGGCAUAUACUUUUCCUUAUUUAUGUUCAAAUCCAAAUUUGAAUCCAAAUAUGUAUAACUGAUAAUUCACAUAUGACGAUGGGGUACAUUCGAUUUGAAUUCCAUUUGUUGACAUGCCUGAUUAAAACAGCUUUAUCUCA
Molecule: messenger RNA, 1143 nt
Organism: Nymphaea colorata (pocket water lily)
Lineage: Eukaryota; Viridiplantae; Streptophyta; Magnoliopsida; Nymphaeales; Nymphaeaceae
Exons: 3
Coding region: 229-708 (159 amino acids)
Source: RefSeq, a predicted model, not a curated record